Zingiber officinale is the source of this 964-nucleotide messenger RNA. RefSeq names its product protein-L-isoaspartate O-methyltransferase-like. Gene Ontology annotation, biological process: protein modification process. Gene Ontology annotation, molecular function: protein-L-isoaspartate (D-aspartate) O-methyltransferase activity. The record is from RefSeq and is a predicted model, not a curated record. The transcript is spliced from 3 exons. The coding region runs from base 126 to 716 and encodes 196 amino acids. Lineage: Eukaryota; Viridiplantae; Streptophyta; Magnoliopsida; Zingiberales; Zingiberaceae. Gene Ontology annotation, cellular component: cytoplasm.
UCCUAAUGAUAUCAGCUGUGGUAUGACAGCGACUUUGGACCAGUGGAUCCGUUAGUAGAAACAAAGAACUGGUAGAUCGUUUGCAGCAAUAUGGAAUUAUCAAAUCAAAAAGGGUGAAAGAAGUAAUGGAGGCAAUUGACAGAGGUCAUUUUGUACCUCCUGGGAGUACACCAUAUGUUGAUUCUCCCAUGGCAAUUGGUUAUAAUGCGACUAUUUCUGCACCUCAUAUGCAUGCAGCUUGUCUAGAGCUAUUGGCAGAUCAUCUACAGCCAGGGAUGAAAGCUUUGGAUGUUGGUUCAGGGACUGGCUAUUUAACAGCUUGCUUUGCAACGAUGGUUGGACCAGAAGGUCUUGCUGUAGGGGUUGAGCACAUACCUGAACUAGUUGAAUUUUCAACCAAUAACAUCAGGAAUAGUGCAGCUGCAUCAUUUUUAAAUGAAGGUUCCUUGUCCUUGAAUGUCGGUGAUGGGAGACUUGGGUGGCCGGAACAGGCACCGUAUGAUGCCAUUCAUGUCGGUGCGGCUGCUCAUGAAAUUCCUCAGACGCUUAUCGACCAGUUGAAGCCAGGCGGCCGGCUGGUGAUCCCUGUAGGAUCAGUUUUCCAGGAUCUGCAAGUGGUUGACAAGAACAUGGAUGGCUCAGUCAACAUCCGGACUGAAGCAUCGGUUCGUUAUGUUCCGCUGACCAGUAAAGCAGCUCAGUUGCAUAACCACUAGCUCAUUGGUGGUCAACACGAUGAAAUGGUGUUCGAAGAAAGAAUCCUGUGACGACGAGCUAAAUCCUUUCGUCUCGUUAGCCUAUCGGUGUUUAUCAAAAUCGUCACGAGUAUGCACUCAUUCAAAAUCACUGUGUGCAAUAUAUAGUUCCAUUGUCGUGUUUUUCUUUGUCGAUAGAGAAUGGUUGCUUGUGUUAGUAUGGAAGUACCUUGCUCCGCUAUGAUUGAGAAAGGGUCUACUGAAUUAAA